AUGACUGGCGGAAGAGGUAGAAGAAUUGGUGCCAAUAACUCAACUGAUGAAAUUGCACAUGCAAUUCACCGAUUGGUCGACGCUAUGCAACCACAACAGGUGGUGCUACCACAACCUGCGCCACGACCAGUCACCAUGGAUGAUUUCAUGAGGCACAAACCAGCCAAGUUCAAUGGCAAGGCCAUUCCUGAUGACGCAGAUGCGUGGAUCAGGGAGUGCGAGAAGAUAUUGCAUAUACUAGCUUGCUCGGAUGAACAGAAACUGGCAUAUGCUACUUUUCUCUUGACCAGGGAGGAAGAGGUGAGUUGGGAAAACUUCAAGAAGAAGUUCCUAGAAAAGUAUUUUCUGGAUAACGCUAAGCAUGGGAGGGAGGCUGAAUUUCUGACUCUACAACAGGGUAAUAUGACCGUAUAG
Vigna unguiculata (cowpea) is the source of this 414-nucleotide messenger RNA. The record is from RefSeq and is a predicted model, not a curated record. NCBI's taxonomy places the organism in Eukaryota, Viridiplantae, Streptophyta, Magnoliopsida, Fabales, Fabaceae.